AUGCUGCAGCAAGCAGAUUAUGGAAGUUCGAGUAGUUCAUCGGACUCACAUCCUUCUUCAGCUGCAGCAGAAUGCCCCUUAACGUUUCAAAAUUCGUGUACGACUAAAGUAAAGCCGCUAUUAUUGAGUCAGCAGUGGAAGAUCGAAAAUUUUGUUCCCGUAAUUAAAUUUGCGUUGCCCGGUCAGUGCUUGCGAAGUAAUUUGUUUCGUGACGAGAUGCUACCUGAAGCAUUUUGGCAGCUCUGUUUGUAUCCCGGAGGUAAACGUGCAGAAAAUGCUAAUCAUGUCUCAUUAUUUUUGAAAAUGUCGUCUACCUCACCAACUAGAGAAGUUCGAAUCAAGGUGGAGUAUCGCUUCUAUUUUUUAAAUGAGAAUGGUACUCCUUUGUUCAGCAAUGUCAAUGUUGGUGAAUUCCACGCAAAACCACCCAAAGGUGGCCAUUCUUGGGGCCUUCGUAACAUUCCAAGACAAAAAGUGUUAAAUUGCGUUCGCUCCGAUGGGUCCUUAAUGGUGUCUUGCCGUAUAGAGCUUAUCCCAGAUAUUAGUCGCAUCAGGUGUAUUCCAUCUAAUGAAUCAGACUUAACUAUUCCAAGGAAAAUGGUUUGCUCGGAAUACUUCAAACGCCAAGAAAUGGCCCUUAACGAUGGGAUCAUGGCAGAUUGUACUUUGGAGUGUAAUGGUCAGAUGAUUCAAGUGUUCAAAGCAAUGUUUGCCCAUGAGGAAUUUUUAGAAAACAAAGAGGCAAGAGUAAUUUUGAAAGAUACUGAUAUAGAUUCUGUCAGGAUGAUGGUUCAUUUUAUGUAUUGCGGGGAUGUCAAAUUUUCGUCUAAUGUUGAAGGCAUAAUGGUACUUGCCGAAAGGUACCAAAUUAGUGAAUUAAAAGAGAUGUGUGAGCAGUUUCUAUGUAGUCGUGUGAAUAAAUGCAAUGCUCUUGAAAUGUAUGACCUUGCCGACAUGUACAACUGCUGUGGUCUUAAAGAUGCUGUUGUUUGUACGAUCCAGAAAAGCAAGGAUUUUGUUCUGAGCACACCUGCCUGGGAGAGCUUCAAGGAAACGAAUCCUAGAUUAAUGAAUGAGUUAAUGGAACGAGUUGUCAAAAGUUUUUUGACCAUGGGUCGCUUUGACGUGGGUGUUGUGCGGUACCUUUCAAAAGAUCAUUUCCGGACGUUGAUAUCAAUUGAGAUGGGGAUGAAGAACCAUGAGCUGGUCCCUUUACAGCUAAUUUCGUCAAUUGCUGGGAUACAUCGUGGCGGUGUAGCUCGGCUUCUUUCUGAUCUUUUAAAACAUCGUCUUGUCAUAUAUGAAAGAGGAAAGCGGGCUGACGGUUAUAAACUGACAAAUACUGGCUAUGACUUUUUGGCCUUGAAGGCUUUGUGUUUGCAUGGUGUCGUAGGUGCAGUUGGUAAUCAAAUUGGUGUUGGUAAAGAGUCUGAUGUUUUCAUUGGUGGCGAUCUUGAACUAAACGACUUAGUUUUGAAGUUUCACCGUUUAGGACGAAUAUCCUUCAGAAAAUUGAAAGAAAAGCGAGAUUAUCAUCGGUGGCGUAAAAAUUGUUCAUGGCUGUAUUUGUCUAGAUUGGCUGCUAGUAAAGAAUUUGCUUUUCUAAAAGCUUUGUAUGAACACAAGUUUCCGGUCCCGCGACCUAUUGACAUUUCUCGUCACACAGUUGUUAUGGGCUUUAUAGAUGGAGUGACGUUGUGUCAUGUUGAGGACCUUUACGACGAGCUGAUGUCACUUAUAGUUAGGCUUGGUAGGUAUGGAUUGGUGCACGGUGAUUUCAACGAGUUCAAUGUUGUGCUAUCGAAAGAUGGUAGUCCUGUUUUAAUUGAUUUCCCGCAAAUGGUCAGUAUGGAUCAUCCAAAUGCCGAAUUUUACUUCAAUAGAGAUGUGGAAUGUGUCCGAUUUGGUUUUGACAGCGAACUGUUUCCGAAAUUUGGGGAUGUUGAAAGGAAGUAUAAUCUCGAUGCCGCAGUUGAAGCAAGCGGUUUCUCAAAAGAAAUGGAGAAAGAUUUUGAUGAGGCUAAAGCUGCUGAGUCGUCUUUGUCUGACGAAGCUUCUGAAGCUGAAGACGAUCGUUCAAACGGUUACAAAAGUGAGCGUGAUGCUCAGGAAGGUGAAGUGCCUAAACAGAAGGAAAAAACCAGACUUGACGUUUGGCUGCAAGAAGCAAGAGAUCAGCUUGAGGAGCUUAAUGUUAGGGAAUCGAGCGAGUGUUUACAAGAAACACUUAAAGAUGACAAAUUGAUUCAGUCUGAAGAGCCGAGUCAAGCAGUCGCUGGGUUAACAGAUUCUCAGCGUAAUAAAAGUGGUCUGAGUAUGGGUAUGAAAGAUGAAGAAGAGGAUGAUGAUUUGGGUAAUCAUAAUGCUAGUAUUCCGCAUUUGCCAAAAUCAACUUACAGUACUGGCUCGACUAUUUCUCGGGAGGUGAUAUGUAAGCGAAUAGCUUUGGAACAGCGAGCUAAAAACAAGGUGAAAUUACGUUUGAAGGGGAAAGCAAGUGCUGUACAACGAGGCAGGAAGACUAACAUGGCCAUAAUAAAAGAAUAUGACGGGUGGGACUUAUGA
Messenger RNA from Enterobius vermicularis (human pinworm), 2565 nucleotides. The record is from the annotation of a GenBank genome assembly. Lineage: Eukaryota; Metazoa; Nematoda; Chromadorea; Rhabditida; Oxyuridae.